AGGUUUCUCCAGGCUGAAAUUCAUCAACUAUACGAACGACGACAUCAAUAAUUUUUCGACAUGGUUUUCCAAGUGAAGAAUGCUGAGGAAUUCAAUGCCAAGUUGAAAGAAGCUGAAGGAAAGCUGGUUGUGGUUGACUUCUUCGCCACUUGGUGUGGGCCAUGCACCCAAAUAGCCCCCAAGAUGGAGGAACUUUCAAAAGAGUACACGGAUGUGGUGUUCCUCAAGGUGGACGUGGAUGAACUGGAAGAAUUGACAACUCUUUACAAUAUAUCUUGUAUGCCAACGUUUCUCUUCUUCAAGAACUCGACUAAGGUGAAAUUACUCAAUUGAUGAUCCUUUGAAAAUAAUAUUG
Notodromas monacha is the source of this 355-nucleotide messenger RNA. NCBI's taxonomy places the organism in Eukaryota, Metazoa, Arthropoda, Ostracoda, Podocopida, Cyprididae. The record is from the annotation of a GenBank genome assembly.